AUGGCUGGUUUCAAGUCAAAGUCUAUUGCUGCUCUUGCAGCAUGUGUCGCAGCAGUUGAUGCGGCGGCUCUUCAGCCUCGCCAGUACAAGACGCUCGUCAACUCGCAAUCUCUCCGCGACGCUCUCCACAUUGACAACUUGUUCGCCAAGGCUGAGAUCCUCCAAGAGAUCGCAUACAGCACGCCAGGCAAGAACCGUGUCAUCGGAAGUCAGGGCCACGAAGACACUGUAGAGUACAUCAAAGGGCAACUCGAAGCUUUCCCUGAUUACUACAAUGUCUACACCCAGGACGUACCGCUUAACAUCGGUACCAACGCCACGCUCAUGGCAAACAACAAGACCAUUGAAGCUUUUGCUGUUACCCUGGCUCCUGGCGGUAACGUAACUGGUCCGCUAGUUGCUAUUCCCAACCUUGGUUGUGAGGAGGCCGACUUCCCCGAGUCUCUUGCAGGCUGUGUUGCUCUCAUUAAGCGUGGCACCUGCUCCUACGGCGAAAAAGUCGAGAUUGCAGCUGCCAAAGGCGCAGUUGGUGUUGUAGCAUGGAACAAUGCCGAAGGCACCCUUGAGGGCUAUUCACUCCAAGUCCUGUUUCCAAAGGGCGAGGUCGUUCCCACCGCCGGUAUCACCAUGGGCCAAGGAGAGGCUUUGCUCGCACAGAUCCAGGCUGGCGUCAACAUCACAGUCGACAUGAUGACCGAUGCCAAGAUCUACAACACCCGCAAUGUCAUCGCCGAAACAAAGGCUGGUGACCACGACAACGUCAUCCAUGUUAGCGGCCACUCCGACUCUGUCACCGCUGGCCCCGGUAUCAACGACAACGGUUCUGGAUCCAUGUCUAUCCUUGAGAUUGCCAUUCAGCUCACAAACUUCACUGUCAACAACGCUGUUCGCUUCAGUUGGUGGACUGCUGAAGAAGCUGGCCUCCUAGGGGCCGAAUACUACGUCCACGAGCUCCCUCAAGACGAGCGAGACAAGAUACGUUUGAUGCUAGAUUAUGAUAUGAUGGCUUCGCCAAAUUUUGCUAUCCAAAUCUACGACGGCGACGGUUCAGCCUUCAACCUGACCGGCCCCAGCGGCUCCGCAGAAGCUGAGCACGAAGUCGCCGCCUACUUCGACAGCAUCGGCCUCAACCACACUGAGAUAGAAUUCGACGGCCGCUCAGACUACGGUCCCUUCCUGGAAGCCGGUAUCGCGGCUGGUGGCAUCGCUGGCGGCGCCGAGGGCAUCAAGACGGAAGAGGAGGCUGAGAUGUUCGGUGGUGGCGCGGGUGUUCCUUACGAUGUCAACUACCACGAGGACGGCGACACGGUUAACAACCUUAACCUAGAUGCGUGGAUCGAGUUUACAAGGGCGAUUGCGCAUAUGACGGCUACGUAUGCGGUUUCUUGGGAUGGGAUUCCGCCGAGGAAUGCGACGGCUGCGAGGAAGAGGUCGGAGAUGUAUGGGAGGUAUAAGAAGGAGUUUAGGAAGACGGAGAGGUGGCAGAGGUGGGUGUAG
Messenger RNA from Pyrenophora tritici-repentis Pt-1C-BFP, 1497 nucleotides. RefSeq names its product leupeptin-inactivating enzyme 1 precursor. Gene Ontology annotation, biological process: proteolysis. Lineage: Eukaryota; Fungi; Ascomycota; Dothideomycetes; Pleosporales; Pleosporaceae. The record is from RefSeq and is a predicted model, not a curated record. Gene Ontology annotation, molecular function: aminopeptidase activity; metalloexopeptidase activity.